AUAACAUUAUCUAUAAUUUCUUUAACCCUGAUAAUCUUGAUCAUAAUAAUAAUAAUAAUAAUAAACUUAUAGAUAAAAAUUUUGAUACAAACUCAAUGAAAAUUUUAUUCAAAAAUAAAAAUAUUUUAUUAAUGAAAUUAAUAUAUUGCCAAAUUGAUGAAAUUAAUCAAAAAAUCGCUCAUCAAAAGAAGCUCGAUCAAGAAAAAUACGAAAAAAUGUUAGCCGCAAGAAAAGCUGCUAAACAAAAAAAAUUAAACUCUCAAAAUGCUAUCAGCAAAAUAAAUGAACUUAAUAAUAUCAAUAACCAAAGUUAUUUUAAAAGAUUUAUUAAAAUAACUAAAAAAGUUUUGUCAAAAAAUAAAAACAAAAACCUUAUUAAAAUUUCUAUUGCAAUUGGAAUUUUUGCUGUUCUAUUAAACUUAUACUUUAACCAAAAAUCUAACAUUUCCAAAAAUUUUCCUUUUUUUAAUUCAUUUAAACCAAUCCAAAAUACUGCAACUUUUAAAUUUAAUCAAAUUGGAAUUAGUACUGGUGUGCUUAAAAAUGAUUUAAAAGAUUGUUUUUCAGAUUCAAUGAAUUAUAUUUCAAAUAUCUUCUUUAUGGGAAACAAUUAAAAAAGAUUUAUCCAGUUCUUUUCCACUUUUUAUCACGUCUUUUGUUUAAUUUAUUUAGUGAUGUCUUUUGUUUUUCUUUAAAAACUAGAGUUUUUUCUCUAGUAAUCUAAAAUAGUAAGUUUUGUUUUCAAUUCACCGCUUUUAUUUUCAAUGUUAUUAUGGUGCUCCUUUUUUUU
This is a messenger RNA of Ascoidea rubescens DSM 1968, 790 nucleotides long. RefSeq lists its product as uncharacterized. The record is from RefSeq and is a predicted model, not a curated record. The transcript has a single exon. NCBI's taxonomy places the organism in Eukaryota, Fungi, Ascomycota, Saccharomycetes, Ascoideales, Ascoideaceae. The coding region runs from base 132 to 614 and encodes 160 amino acids.